AUGUUUGGAACACUGGGGUUCGGAUCAUCAUCAGCACAAUCAAAUCCAUUUGCAACAGGUAAUUCUGCCAAAGCGAAUCCAUUUGGUACAAACAGUACGAAUCAAUCGGCAUUUGGCUCCUCGGGGUUUGGGUCUUCUGGAUUUGGCAAAGCUAAUGCUGAUACGAAGAACUCAGGCUUUGGCAGUUCAGGCUUUGGAAACUCAACCUUUGGCAAUUCAGCUUUUGGCAGUUCAGGUUUCGGCAACAGUGGUGGAGCAACUUCUACAACAACGCCUAAUAAUACGGCUGCAGGCAGCUCAGGUUUUGGCAGCUCCGGAUUUGGAGGCACUGGGUUCGGACAAUCAUCUUUUGGUACAGGAGGCGCAAAGACAAGUAGCAACUUUGGUGCAUUUGGUGGAGCUGCAUUUGGUAAACCUCUGAAUGGAGCUUCGCAACAAAGCACACAACUGCCGUUUGCAUCUCUAAACCAGAAUUCUAGCCAGUCUCUGUCAAUAUUUCAGAACCAACCAGCAAAUAAUACAACUACUAGUAGUAGUAAUAGUGCUGCUACCGCUCCUUUGACAACUCAAUCUGUAUUUGGAAACAGUGGGUUUUCCAGCAGUCUGGGGGCUUUUGGUGCAUUUGGUCAGCCAUCUACAUCGACUCUGUCUCAAAACCAACCCACCAAUACUAGUUCUCCAUUUGGUGCGUUGAGUGGUACCAAUUCUUCUCAACCAGCUGGAUUUGGAAAUACAAACACAGCUACAGCGUUUCAGAAUAAUCAAAAUGGCCAAAGUGGGCAAAAUAGCUUUGGGGCAUCUUCUACUGUUCCUUCUGCGUUUAGUGCAAGCAACCAGCAAAGCACAAAAUUAUCACUGGGAGCUUUUGGUCAGCUGAAUACAUCAGCAGUGCCUUUUUUCUCAUUCACUCUGAAUCAAAAUCCGAACGUGCUGUUGCUGCAACAGCAACAGCCACAACAACAACAACCAUUCGGCGCAUCGCAAAAUACAACAAACGUGGAGAACCCUUUCGCUUCUUCAACUAAAAACAACAUUGAAGGUGUCUCACUUGUGCAAGAUUCAACCAAAAGCAGUUCAGAUCCAAGAAGUGCGAGAUUCGACAAAUUAUCAGAUAGUCUAAAGCAAGUGUACCAAGCUGCUUUUCAAGCCAACGUUUUUGAACUUGGAAAAGUCCCCGAUAUGGCUCCACCAGCAGCUUGGUGCUAA
This is a messenger RNA of Lodderomyces elongisporus, 1206 nucleotides long. Its product is annotated as FG-nucleoporin. The transcript has a single exon. Lineage: Eukaryota; Fungi; Ascomycota; Pichiomycetes; Serinales; Debaryomycetaceae. The coding region runs from base 1 to 1206 and encodes 401 amino acids. The record is from RefSeq and is a predicted model, not a curated record.